Prorocentrum cordatum is the source of this 479-nucleotide messenger RNA. The record is from the annotation of a GenBank genome assembly. Lineage: Eukaryota; Dinophyceae; Prorocentrales; Prorocentraceae.
GGAGCCGUGCUGUCGCCCCUGCAGAUGACCCCCCCCUGCCCUGCGAGCUCCGAGCUCGGCGGGAAGCACUACCGCCGGCGCUGGGGCUUCGGCGCGAUGGGUGCGCACACCGUGGCGUACGCCGACAAGGCUCGCAAGGAAUGCGUCCACCGUGCCGGGUGCACCUCUGGCUGCCUGGUCGUGCUCGUGGCCGCGACGUUCGCCAUCGCCCUUAUGGUCUGGGCCAUCGCGGACAACUUGCCCUUCCUGGACGCCGCACAGUUCUGGCGGCGGGCAGUGUCCGAGGCACACCUGCAGCGGGCGGUCCUGACGCUCGCGAAGGGGGGCGUGGCGAACCCGAGUGAGCCCACUGGCCCUCCCGCGGAAGCACGCCUCGCGGCGUAGGGGUGCCCGUGGCCACGCCGGGCGCGGCCUUCCCGUGUCGGCUGGCCGCCCGCGCUCGAGGCAGUAGGCGGCGGGCCUCGAUGGACUCAGGGGGG